Molecule: messenger RNA, 985 nt
Organism: Xenia sp. Carnegie-2017
Lineage: Eukaryota; Metazoa; Cnidaria; Anthozoa; Malacalcyonacea; Xeniidae
Exons: 4
Coding region: 87-890 (267 amino acids)
Source: RefSeq, a predicted model, not a curated record
UUUAUGCUAAAAUACAACAUAUUAGGUGGAAAGAACAGCUUUUUUAUGACCGAUUUGUUGUUAGACUAGGAGAGUUUCAUGCCAGCAUGAGCUACCUUUCUGCUAUAUCAAAACUCUUCGAAGAUGUUGGUUUGAAGGAUGUGCUCAUUGAAUCGGGAAUUAUCAGCGUUGGAUCAAUAAGAGGUGUCUUGUCCGGAAAGCACUACAACCGAUCAAUUAUGUGUCAUAAAUUGGUGUAUGAAGCCUUGCAACGUCUUCGAUUCGAUGCAUACUUGGAUUCAAUCGAUAAUCAGCAAAAAGAGAGUGUUGCAACAUCCAUUCAAAACGUGGCUGAUUGUUUUGCGAACGGCAAGCUCAUCGACUGUAUCGAAAGUCAGCAAAUGGAGCAACUCGUGAGGAACUAUGAGCAGUUUGUUGAGAAAUCAUCCAUAAAGUCUAAAACCUUUGCAUUCUGGAGCAUGUACAUAAAAAUGACUGAAAUCCUGCUGCACUUCAUUCGGGCAACUCGAGAAGUCGAUUGGAACCUUCAUUUAGCGUUGUUCAGAUGUAUGCUGCCAUGGUUUUUUAUUUGCGAUCGUAUAAACUAUGCCAGAUACGGGACUGCUUAUUGGCUGGAAAUGACAGCAUUGGAAAAUACACAUCCUGAGAUUGUUCCCGAUUUAUCCACAACUUUCGCAGUCCAACGCCAAGAUUGUCACGGAUUCUCCGCAGUUUCUUGUGACCAGAUGAUUGAACAAACCGUAAAUCGUGACUCCAAAACCAAGGGAGGCAUUAUUGGUUUUUCAUUAAAUCGGUCGGCGGUCCACAGAUGGUUGUUAGCCCAAUCAGAAAGAGCCGCAAUUGCUAACAAAUGCAAGAGUAUGGAUGGUUCUAACAUUACUCCAAGGUAGAUUAGCAGUUUCUCUAACUAUACACGAAUUGUCAUGAAUUGUAUCGCACGGUAUUUUUACAGGAGCCGCAAAGAUCUUGACAGAACUAAGUGUGC